Molecule: messenger RNA, 3653 nt
Organism: Manis pentadactyla (Chinese pangolin)
Lineage: Eukaryota; Metazoa; Chordata; Mammalia; Pholidota; Manidae
Gene: ZNF341
Product: zinc finger protein 341
Exons: 15
Coding region: 253-2922 (889 amino acids)
Source: RefSeq, a predicted model, not a curated record
CUUGUACUAUUUAUUAAUGGGUGCGGAGGUGAGUGAUUACCCAGUGGGCUGGGUUGCACAUGCCUGGCUGGGGAAGAGGAAAUGCUUCCUCUUAAGAGUAAAUUGACUUGGUAGGCAGACCCUUAAGACCUUGUUUGGUAUGUUCAAGUCCGCAAGUGUCCUGUUGUUUUGAACCCUGAGCAUCCUGUUAUCCCAUACACUCUGAUUUGAACAGUCCUGCUGCUCUCUAUUCCAGCCUGCCUCAGGGACUCAAUGGCAGCUCCCGCGCGACCCCUGGCGGCCUCGACCCGUCGCUGCCACCACGGCUCCCACAAUGCUCACGUAGCCCCUUUCGGAGCCCGUGUCCGCAGCGGCUCCAAGAUGGCGCAGACUAUCUUCGAGGCCCUGGAGGGGAUGGACAAUCAGACCGUCCUGGCUGUCCAGUCACUGUUGGAUGGCCAAGGAGCAGUCCCUGAUCCGACAGGCCAGAGUGUCAGCGCACCCCCUGCUAUCCAGCCACUGGAUGACGAGGAUGUCUUUCUCUGUGGCAAGUGUAAGAAGCAGUUCAACUCACUGCCAGUAUUUAUGACCCACAAGCGGGAGCAGUGCCAGGGAAAUGCCCUGCCCCUGGCCACAGUCUCACUGGCCACCAACAGCAUCUACACGCCUUCUGCAGCACCCACAGCCGUCCAGCAGGCCCCGCCUCCUGCCAAUCGCCAGAUCUCCACGUACAUCACAGUGCCCCCAUCCCCACUGAUCCAGACUCUGGUGCAGGGGAACAUCUUGGUGAGCGAUGACGUGCUCUUGUCUGCCAUGUCAGCUUUCACCUCUCUGGACCAGCCCAUGCCCCAGGGCCCCCCACCUGUGCAGAGUAGCCUGAACAUGCAUUCUGCGCCUGGCUACCUCACCCAGCCUCCGCCUGCUCCCCCACCCCCUCCACCACUACCCCCACCCCCACCCCCCCAACCCCCGCCACCUCCACCCCAGAGCCUGGGCCCCCCUGGGCGUCCCAACCCUGGUGGGAAUGGCGUGGUGGAGGUGUACAGUGCCGCGGCACCCUUGGCUGGGAGUGGAACGGUGGAGAUCCAGGCAUUGGGAAUGCAGCCCUACCCACCCCUGGAGGUGCCAAACCAGUGUGUGGAGGCUCCAGUAUACCCCACCCCUCCGGUGUACAGCCCUGGCAAACAAGGAUUCAAACCGAAAGGACCAAACCCUGCUCCCCCCAUGACCAGUGCCACUGCGGGCACGGUGGCCACCUUUGACUCCCCACCAACACUGAAGACCCGACGGGCCAAAGGUGCCAGUGGACUCCCAGAAGCUGCAGGGAAGCCAAAGGCUCAGAAACUCAAGUGCUCAUACUGUGACAAGUCAUUCACUAAGAACUUUGACCUGCAGCAGCAUAUCCGAAGCCACACUGGGGAGAAGCCCUUCCAGUGCAUCGCGUGUGGCCGUGCCUUUGCCCAGAAGUCUAAUGUCAAGAAACACAUGCAGACUCACAAGGUGUGGCCUCCAGGGCGCAGUGGGGGCACCAUCUCUCGAAACUCCGUAACUGUACAGGUCAUGGCCCUCAACCCCAGCAGGCAGGAGGACGAGGAAAACGCAGGGUUAGGCCAGACCCUGUCAAGUGCCCCACAGCCCCAGACCUUGCCCACAGCAGGUGAGGAUCAUGGAGACAAGCUGGAGGCCAAGCAGGUGGUCCUUAUCGAUAGCUCCUACCUGUGCCAGUUCUGCCCCAGCAAGUUCAGCACCUACUUCCAGCUCAAGUCCCACAUGACCCAACAUAAGAACGAGCAGGUGUACAAGUGCGUGGUCAAAAGCUGCGCCCAGACGUUCCCGAAGCUCGACGCCUUUCUGGAGCACAUCAAGAGCCACCAGGAGGAGCUGAGCUACCGCUGCCACCUGUGCGGCAAGGACUUGCCGUCGCUGUACGACCUGGGGGUGCACCAGUACUCCCACAGCCUCCUGCCCCAGCACAGCCCCAAGAAGGAUGGCGCCGUCUACAAGUGUGUCAAGUGUGUCAACAAAUACUCCACCCCCGAGGCGCUGGAGCACCAUCUGCAGACUGCCACUCACAACUUCCCCUGCCCGCACUGCCAAAAGGUGUUUCCUUGUGAACGCUACCUGCGGCGUCACCUGCCCACCCACGGCAGUGGGGGGAGGUUCAAGUGCCAGGUGUGCAAGAAGUUCUUCCGGCGGGAACAUUACCUCAAACUGCACGCUCACAUCCAUUCAGGUGAGAAGCCCUACAAAUGCUCAGUGUGCGAGUCAGCAUUCAACCGCAAGGACAAACUGAAGAGACACAUGUUGAUCCAUGAGCCAUUCAAGAAAUACAAAUGCCCCUUCUCGGCACACACAGGCUGCAGCAAGGAGUUCAACCGGCCGGACAAGCUGAAGGCUCAUAUCCUCUCCCAUUCUGGUAUGAAGCUCCACAAGUGUGGCCUGUGCAGCAAGUCCUUCAGCCGCCGCGCACACCUUGCCGAGCAUCAGCGCGCCCAUACGGGCAACUACAAAUUCCGCUGUGCAGGCUGUGCCAAGGGCUUUUCCCGGCAUAAGUACCUCAAGGAUCAUCACUGCCGCCUCAGCCCCCAAAAGGAUAAGGACCUGCAAGCCCGGCGGCCUCCCCGGAAGAGGGCAGCCCCACGCAGCAGCAGUGGUGGGCACAAGGUGGGGACUGCCUUGCCUGACCCGCUGGGGCUGGAGGAGCUGAAGGACACAGGGCCUGGGCCGGGGCCCGGGGCCACCCCAGGCAAGCCGCCCUUCUCAGAGCCAGAUGCUGUGCUGUCGAUCGUAGUGGGGGGCACUGUGGGUGGGGAGCCUGAGCUGGUGGUGCCUGCGCAUGCCGAGGGGCUGGGCUCCAACCUGGCACUGGCAGAGCUGCAGGCGGGGGCUGAGGGCCCGUGUGCCAUGCUUGCUGUGCCUGUCUACAUCCAGGCCUCGGAGUGAGGGACUUUUGGUGUUUUCUCCCACAGCCUGGCCUGAUGCUCGCCUUUGGGUCUGGGGCCUCUGGGGCCGGACUGGAGAUCCUUCCCAAUGGAAGUGAGCCAUUGGCUGAACUCCUUUUAUAAUGUCAUUUAUAAACCCCUGCCCUUGGCUACCCUGCUGUGUCCCCUAUCCUGCUGGAAAGCCCUGGAGCAUUCUGGAAUUUGAGGCAAGGCUGCCUAUGGCUUCCAGGUGGAGGUAAUGGCAAGAGAGACGGCUGAGCCUGAGCAGCCCAGAGUCUGGCUAGUCCGGGCUGGUGAUUGGGCUAAGAGAGGACAGGGUGGUCUGCCCACCUCUUCUAUUGGCUGCCCUGGAGUGGCCUCUAGUCAAGCUGCUUUCUGGGAGGCCUGACAUGGUCAGAGCCCUUCCUUCUCUACUGGACCUUUUCACAUACAGCUCCUCGCAGCGUCCCCAAUAACUCCGUGAUGGAGGUGUUUAGGAGGCACUCAACUGUGGUUAGAGUGCAGCUGUCAGCCAGAUCUGGCUUGAAGUCCAAGCACUGCCACUCACUUGCUGUGGGACCUUGGGUAAGUCACUUCAGCUCUCUGAGCCCUGUGUUUCUCAUCUGUACAAUGGGACUUAUAUGACAGUUCCACCUCAUAGGGCUGUCAUGGGGAUCCACUAUGAUGAAAUGUGCAAAGGACUGGGCAUAGUGCUCUGCACUUAGAAAGUGCUCAAUAAAUGUUUUUAUCAAA